Molecule: messenger RNA, 1340 nt
Organism: Hipposideros armiger (great roundleaf bat)
Lineage: Eukaryota; Metazoa; Chordata; Mammalia; Chiroptera; Hipposideridae
Gene: CUNH22orf31
Product: chromosome unknown C22orf31 homolog
Exons: 3
Coding region: 441-1202 (253 amino acids)
Source: RefSeq, a predicted model, not a curated record
CCAGAACUGAGGCAAGAAGAAUCUUGUUCAGUCAUUGUUUUCACUGUCAUUCCCGAGUUCAAGAAUCCUCUGGGAUCCUUAUUGGAGCAGGAGGACACCCCUGCCCCCGUCCCCGCACCAAGGGACACCCAGUCCCUGGGGACACACCCUCCACAUCCCACCUGGCGUCUCCCAUUCUUGCUCACCCUCUUUUCUCCACCAUUUUGCCCCCCACCCGCGCUUCCAAAACCUCUUCCUCCUGCAGGACCUGGGAACUCUGCACCUAGAAGGAGAAUGAAAUGAGAAGAUGCAGGUGAAACCAUCAGCACAAACAUCCAAUCUAUGUGAGACGAGACCCUGGCAUCCCCACUUAUGGACUCCGACAGUCUAUCUUACUGAACACCAGGCUUCAGGACUGCUAUGUGGUCUCACCAAUUCUCACCAACAUCUGGACGGCUAGAAUGUGUGCAAAGCAGAACAUCAAGGCCCCAGCACCAGGGAUCACCUCUUCUUGGGAAGUUGUAAAGAACCCAUUAAUUGCCAGUUCGUUCUCCUUGGUUAAGCUGGUGCUCAGGCGACAACUGAAGGAUAAAUGCUGCCCAGUACCAUGCAAAUUUGGAGAAGCAAAACAUUCGAAGAGAUUAAAGCCCAAGGAGGAGGAUUCAGCAAUGAAAGCUACCAGACGGGGCAGGAUAAGAAACUCCAGCAGUUCCAAGAGCAGGCGGCCUGUGGGGCAGCGACCUGGCUCACCUCGGCGCAGGAGGCCUGCGGGAGGAAUCAAGGAGAGUAAAGAAAGUUCAAAGGAGAAAAAAGUAACAGGCCGCCAAGAUCUUGAGAACAGAUAUGCCGAACAUGUGGCAGCCACCCAAGUGCUACCCUGGGACAUUGGGACAGCAGCCUGCAAUGGCCAGGCAUUGCUUCCUGAAGCCAGAAAGGGACCGCAGUUGUCAGACACCCUAACCAUCCACGGUCUCCCCACGGAGGGUUACCGGGCUCUGUACCACGCGGUGGUCGAGCCCAUGCUGUGGAAUCCUUCAGGGGCCCCCAAGAGGUACAGCUUGGAGCUGGGCAAGGCCAUCAAGCAAAAGCUCUGGGAGGCUCUGUGCAGCCAGGCUGCCGGCCCCAACGGUGCUCAGAAGGAUCGGUUGCUGGACAGGAAGCAGUUGGAGGUCCAUGAGGAGCCUGUGCCCAAGAAAUGGCCCAAGUUAAAGAGGGAGAAAUAGAAACAGGAACUCACGGGAAUAGGAUAUUCUCUGCUAGAUGACUCAAAAAUAAACACCACUUUGCACCUUCCAUGUAAUCUCAGAUUGCUUUACAAAUUAGUAACUACCCUCUCCGGGAAACAAGACAAAUGGGUACAA